Molecule: messenger RNA, 1041 nt
Organism: Cercospora beticola
Lineage: Eukaryota; Fungi; Ascomycota; Dothideomycetes; Mycosphaerellales; Mycosphaerellaceae
Product: peroxiredoxin-like family protein
Source: RefSeq, a predicted model, not a curated record
CAAAGUACAAGGUCAGGCGGAACAAAAGACCGGACUACCUCUCUCACGCUUCACAGCAGUACGAGUACCACAGGCGAACUGCAAUGUGACAAGUCAUCACAUAGGGCACGUAGACACAUCUUACGCUCUUGGCUACCUGUUGAUCUCGGAUAUCAUCCUUCCCGAACAGAUACAGUACACAUCACAUGCUUCGCGGCUGAACGUAUUCCACUGUCUUACCAAUAUAAAAUCAAGCUACAAGAGCUUUCGGCUGAUCAGUUAGCUUUAAUCAUGGCCACAUCUAUCACAGACGAGAAAAGGCGUGAGUUGCCUUCCCAGGCUACGCUUGACGAAGUGGGCGAGAUCAACAUCAAAGACAAAGACGGCAAAGAGGUGCCGCUCAAGUCGCUGUACACUGGCAAGCCGGCGAACGAACGGCAACUCAUCAUCUUCGUUCGACACUUCUUCUGUGGCUCAUGUGAACAGUACAUCGAAGCGCUCGCGAAAGACUUGCCGCCAGCCAAGCUGUCCGCUGUGAACACGACCCUCACCAUCAUCGGAUCCGGAGAGCCUAUUUUGAUUGAAGGCUACGCAAAGCGCACUGGAUCACCUUUUCCAGUUUACACAGACAACUCAGUCCAGAUUUACAAGAAACUUGGCAUGGUUAGCACUCUCAAAGGGUCAAUGGGAGGUCCUAAGUAUACCCACAAGGGGUUCUUCAAGAACACGAUCGAUUCUAUGUGGAAUUCUGUCAUGUCUGGUCAUCCACUUUCGAGUGGGCCACCAGCUCAGAACGGAGGCGAGUUGUUGUUUCAGAACGGAGAGUUGAAAUGGUGCUCGAGAAUGCGCAAUCCUACUGACCACACGGAAGUUGACGAGCUGAAGGAGGUACUUGGCAUCACAGAGUGAUCGAUUGCAGAAUACCAGUCGCACAGCACAAGAAUACCCUCAAUCUGUCGUUCCAUGAAAUAACCAUUUAGCUUCAACGCGCAAGGUUCACUCAAAUAGCAGUGCAGGCAUGGUACCUCUUACAUGCAGACGAGUGUCGUAGGUUUGAACGCG